Messenger RNA from Culex quinquefasciatus (southern house mosquito), 3716 nucleotides. It is a transcript of the gene Kcmf1, whose product is annotated as E3 ubiquitin-protein ligase KCMF1. The transcript has 5 exons. Bases 673 to 2298 code for a protein of 541 amino acids. The record is from RefSeq and is a predicted model, not a curated record. Gene Ontology annotation, molecular function: zinc ion binding. Gene Ontology annotation, cellular component: plasma membrane. Gene Ontology annotation, biological process: synaptic signaling. Lineage: Eukaryota; Metazoa; Arthropoda; Insecta; Diptera; Culicidae.
UUAGCGCAGAUUGGUUCCGUGUGGAAUGUCUUCUCGUCAUCGUGCAAGUUGGUAGCUUUUUUCCUUGCAUAUUCCUGGUCCCGUUUUCGGCGUUACGGACUUAUUUCGCGCACGAAAGCAGCUUCGAACGAAGGAACAAUUUCCGGUGCACCGUUUGGGGCAACGAAGGGUGCCUGCCGCGGGUUCGCAAGUGUCGAUUUUUGUGGUUAAAGUUGCGCGACAAAGGGAGGAAAAAUUUUGCAAAACGCGAUUAUGUGAUUGCCACCCGUCGGUGGGUGUGUAUGUGUGAGUGUGUGAGCGCGUUUGUCGCGCGCCUACUACGGUCGUGUUUGUGAGAACAGCAGCUCGGAUUUUCCUUUACAUUUCGGAAAAAUUGUGGAAAAGUUACAGUGCAGUGUGGCCACAACACGCGACAUCAUUUCCCGAGCCCGGUGACCGGAGCAGCAGCAGCUGGUGCGUGUUGACAGCCGCUGGAAGCUAACAGACUAUCGAACCGGAAGGGACCGAGGUCCGGGUCAACAGGAAGGACAUAGAUUUUUUGGCCCAAGUGACAUACGAGGAGAAGUAGCAGCACGACGACGACGACGAAGAAGAAGAAGAAGCACAAGCAGCCCAUCCAAGUGUGCGUUGCGCCUGUCGGUGUGUGUACGCGCGGCCUCGAAGUGAAAAAUAAUGAGUCGCCAUGAAGGUGUCAGCUGUGAUUCCUGUCUAAAAAGCAACUUUCGCGGUCGACGGUACAAAUGUUUGAUCUGCUACGAUUACGAUCUCUGCGCCAUUUGUUAUGAAGAGGGAGCCACCAGCACGCGACACUCGGCAGACCACCCAAUGCAGUGCAUUCUAACGAGGUCCGAUUUCGAGUUGUACUAUGGCGGCGAAGUGCUAACGCCGGACCAGCCACAGUCGUUCACCUGUCCGUACUGCAAACGGAUGGGACUCAGCGAUUCGGCCCUGCUCGAACAUGUCAGUUCCGAACACACGGACACCGGCCUCGAGGUCGUCUGCCCCGUGUGUGCGGCCCUCCCCGGAGGUGAUCCCAACCUGGUGACGGACGAUUUUGCUGGCCAUUUGAGUCUGGAGCAUCGGAGCGGCUCGCGAGAUCUUAUCUCAUUCCUGGACGAACCAUCAGCGAUUCGGCAUGGCGGUGUUCGGCGGAUGCCACACUCGGGCCGCGCCCUUGGGGGACCCCGCUCGAGGCGUUCCAAUAUGCACUUUAGCUCGUCGGGAGGUGGCCUAUCGGCGCUGUCCCCCUCCGGUCGGGAAUCGGUGGAUCCCAUCGCAGAGUUGCUGCAGCAGCUGUCCAGCGUACGCCGCGGCGGAGCUCCACAACCCUCGCAGCUCCAGCAGCUGCAAAUGCAGAUCCAGCUCGAACGGCAGCAAGUAACUGCCGCUCGCCAGCAGUUGGAGCGAUUACCACGACGUCAGCAGCAACCGGUAGUGUCCUCGGCGACGAAUGCAACCGGUGGCGGCAGCAACGCGUCCGCAUCCGGCGGAAGCGCCUCCACCUCGCAACAGUCCAGUUCGAUUAUCACACUCAAUGCCGGCGGCGGAGGCGGCGGCGGUUCUCGCGAUGCCCCGAUUGCGCCGUCGUCCUCGCUGCCGAUGGUUUCGUCCGGUGGUCUCGCCGCCUGCAACAUCCUGGGCGGUGUGUCGGCAUCGGCCGCGGCCGCCGCUGCCGCUGCUGCUUCGGCUGCGGCCUCCCAGCAGCAGUCGCAGUUCCUGAUGGCACGCUUCAUGGUGCCCAGUCUGGACGAUGCAGAGCUAGCACAACUAGAGCGUGAUCGUGCCGAUAGAUCACAAUUUGUUCAGUCGUUGAUGCUUUCAACCAUCGCCAAUGUCCAGGCUUUUAGUAAAAAUGCAGAGUCUAAUGUGACCGACGAGUUGAAUUUGUUGAAUUUGGGAAACAUCAACAACAGCAGCCUUAACAGGAACACGAAAAAGUGCACCGGUGACGCUGACGAGCAGCAGGAUGGUGCGGCGAACAACAACAACGGCAAGGAUGAGGGCAAUUGUGAUAAUCUGAAGCAGGUCGACAGUGAUAGUGGCGCUGCGGACGAGCUGCAAAACUUGCAUCCCCCGCAGGUGCUGUCACGGGUCAAGGGUAAGUCAUCGUCCAAGCCAGGGUCCCAGGGAGGUGGAGGAGGCGGAGGUGGUUGCAUCGAUAGACGUCCACGCCAGCAGCAGCAACAACAACAGCAGCAAGCCGCCAAUUCGGCCAAAGCACGCGAAAUGAAGCAGGCUAACUCUUCUGCCAACACGCCGUCAUCGAUGUCGUCAAAGCAUAUGCCCGAUCCUAGGUAGUGUUGCGUAACGAAAAUUGUUUAAAAGUUAAAGAGAAGAAGGCAAAAAAAACAGGAGUUAAAAUACACAAGAUUACACUAUCAUCAAAAACCUAUCUGUAUGAAUAUAGUUCGUGCAGUAACGGCGCGGAGUGGGCAACUGUGAGUGACUGGAGAAAGAAAAUUUGCGAACGGGGUAAAACUUUAAAUAAAUUAUUAAAAUAGAAGCAAAAUGUAAUUGCAAACAUAUAUGUAACAUCUUAGGCAUUAUUAUUACUGGAACGAAACACUAAACAAAAAAAAACAACCACAAAAUAUUCAAAAACCCAUUGAUAAGGAAGCCCUAGUGCAAGCAAGAAACAAACCAUUUAAAUGAAGAUAACAAAGAGUCAUCUGUACGUUCUAAACUCUACUUACUCAAAGCAAGGUCCGAGUGUCAAAAAUCCCUAUUCGUCGUCGGAAACUCGCUGCGAUUGGACAAAACUGCACAUAUUAAACAACCGAAUCAGACGCGACUACGCGAUAGCCAAGCACCGCUGUUCGGUAAACGCAAUGUGAUUAGUGGUUUAUUUUUCUCUACAAAUUCAACUGCAGCAGCAACAACAACAACAGAGUUGUGACAAAGCGAACGCGCUUGUCCACAAGCACGAGAGUUAUUUUUCUUUUUGUCCACAGUAUGUCCCAUAUUUGCUGUAGCUUGUGAGAAACAGUGACACCGAGGUUGCCAACGAUGAUAAUAUGGUUAUUUUGGCACUCACAUGAGAAACUUCUCACAAUCGUGACUGACUAAAUGGGUGAAGAACCUUUGAGUGCACUGUGGGAUUCUUUACUCACGUGAGUGUCGGAUUAAUUCAUCAAUGCGAUAAUUUCAUCGAAAAAACAACCUAAACACGAUUGUUUCCAGAAAAAAAAAACAACUGUGUAGGACAUCAGCCACACGUCAGCUAUCUUCCUCCUCGUUUCGAUUGAAAAAAAAGAAAAAAAAUACACAACUUUGACCGAAGCAAGUCAUUGGAGUAGCGAUUACAAAUAGAUAUUAAUUUUUAAUAAUUCAAUACAAAAAACAAAUAUGAGUAGAAUGGAAGAGAGAAAAAAAACUAACAUACGCGUCACACAGCGAAACAAAAGAGAGAGUACAUACAUGAAAUAAUCAAUUGAAGAAAAUUCAACAGAAAAAAAACUAAAAUCGUCACGCCAGAAAAAAAAAACACUUUGUGAAAAAAUUCAAACGUUUGUUUCACUUUAAAAUUUGUACAUUUUGUUGUCAAUUCGAGCGGCACACACACACACACAUUUACGCUUAGAGGUAUGAUUAAAAGUGAAGAAAUGCAAAUAACCGUUCGUCCCGAAAUAUACACUCACACACAUUGAAAACGAAGUAGUUUCCGUUUGAGUUGCUUCAUACGUUUCCCGUUCCUUAUAAUUUCGACAAAAAAAAAA